UCACCUUUUGUGGAAAUACAUCAACCAAGACUGCCACAAGCAUCAGAUUUCUCGCUGUGAGAGAGAGGGGGGAUAGCGCUCGCUUUAUUGAGAAAGACGAAGAGAGAGAGGGCGAGGGAGAAACAACUCUGGACGACUGAAGACUUGCUGUUGCCACAAAUACAUAACGACAGAAACACCUAAAGAAAAACAGCUAAAUACAUCUGUAAAAGUUACAGAUCGAGCCAUGGACGGGAUGGUAGCAUUUGGACGCGCUUCGCUCUCGUGCACCUUGCUGCUUUGCUUUUCAUUGCAAGUGUGCUGGGCCGUUGUGACAGUGACAGUGACAGUGACUCCCAAGGUGGAGGUGAUCAAGGGAGAGUCAGCCAUUCUGCCCUGCACCUUCAAAAUCCCUCCCUCCCCGAAGAACAUCGUAGAGUGGUUCAUUGAGGAGGGUGGCACCAGGAAGCGUGUUGCGUUCCGCUCCGUGUCGGGCGGCGAGGGGAAGAGUGAUGAGGGGACACGUCUGUCCGACAGAGUGACCAUGGGAAAGGACUUCUCUCUGAACAUCUCCCCCGUGGCGGUGGAGGACCAGCUGCCCUUCUACUGCCAGGUCACUGCUGGCCCUGCCGGGGUUGGAGAGGCCAUCACACAGCUCAAAGUCUUCUUCGCUCCAGAGAUGCCAGAGGUCACUGGAUCCAACCAGGCCAUAUCUGUAGGAGACUCCUCCACACAGGUGGGCCAGUGUGUGAGCCAUAACGGUCACCCCCAGCCCAGGAUCAUCUGGUUCCAGGACUCCAAGCCUCUGCCUGAGGUCAAGGACAACAAAGAGAAGGUGUACAUGGUGCCGUCAGUGGUAAAGGAAGCAUCAGGUCUGUUCACCAUCACCAGCACCCUGAUGAUGCAGCCCCAGAAGGCUGACAAGGACAGCGUGUACCACUGCACCGUGGAGUACAGCAUGCCCAACGACAUGAUCAAACAGAUCGACUCUGACACCUUCUCCCUCACCCUCAACUAUCCCUCUGAGACAGCGACCUUUGUCCUGGUGAACACUGAGCCAAUCAGAGAGGGUGACGAGGUGAAGAUGAUGUGUGAGACAGACGGAAACCCUCAGCCUGAGAUUGAGUUCUUUAAGGAUGGGAUAAACAUUAAGGAAGGAGUAGCAGGGGGACUUUUGACUCUGAAGUCUGUCAAGCGUUCGGAUGCUGGGGUGUACAAGUGUAUGGCCACCGACUUUGAUAACCUGGAUGCUGAUCUUAAUGGAGAAGUCACCCUCUCUGUCCACUACAUUGACCCAAUGAGUGUGAGACCUGCUGGUCCAUUGUCGACAAUGACGGGAGACAUGGUGGAGCUGCAGUGUAAGACCAAGGCCUCAGACUCACACACCGUCCAGUGGAAGAAGGGCUCCACGGUGCUGUCCCAGACUGGUGUCUUGUCUCUGAAGUUGGUGACAUUCGCUGAAGCUGGCGAGUACUCCUGUGUGGGCGCAGUGCCCUCUGUGCUUGGGCUCACCUCCAAGGCCAGCGUCAAUCUCACCGUCUCAGGUAAACCUGAGAUUGAUGCAGCUGUUGAUGGAAUGGUGGAGAAGGAGGGAGACAUGGUGACUCUGUCCUGCUCUGCUCACGGACAUCCUGCCCCACAGUUCACCUGGACACCCUCAGGAAAGGAGUCAGUGUCGGUGAAGGGUAACAAGGUGGUCAGUAUGGUCAUGCUGGAGGCCAGUGCUGCGGUCCUGAAGGACGGGGUCACCUGCGAGGCCAGUAACGACCACGGCGCAGCCUCCCAGGUCUUCAAAGUCACCAUCAAACAAGCCGUCGAUCCCAACGCAGCCAAUGAUGCAGGCAGAGGGAACCAUGUGCUUAAAACAGCUGAUAAGCAGCAGGGUGGCUCCAGUGGCGUGGUGAUAGCCGUGGUGGUGUGUGUCCUAAUGCUGCUGCUGCUGGUGGCACUCCUCUACUUCCUCAACAAGAAGGGCAAGCUGCCCUGCAGCAAGAAGGACAAUAAGGAAGUGGCAAGUGGGGAUGUGAAUAAUGACAUUGUGGUGGAGAUGAAGACAGAAAAGGCCAAUGAAGAAGCUGGCCUUCUGAACAAGCCAGGAGCACAGCAGUGAGGAACAGAGGAGAAUAUGACACAAGAAGACAGAAAGAGAGGGAUGAAGGGAUGGAUGAAAAACGACAGCAGGGCUUGUUUUAUUUUUGAUAGGGGGAGAAGUCGGACUGAGGGAGAAAAGACGGUGGAAUGGAAGGGUGUUUUUGUAGGGAUGUGGGGUAACCUGUGUGGGGCGGGGGGAGGGAGGGGGGUUAUUUAAACAUGAGACCUAAUACAUCACUGAACAUCAUCAUGACAUUAUCAGAGUGUAAUCCCUUUCCACCAAUCACAACCAUUGGUUGACCGUGUAGAAUAGAGCUGUACAGUGUCCAACAUGACUCUAGCCACAGUAACUCUACCCCAAUCCAAACAGAAAAUGCCAUUGUGUUGCAGGAGUGUGUGUGAGUGUGUGUUUGUGAGUGUGUGCUGUAUUGCAUUGUGUAUCUGAGCUGUGGGUUGUUCUUCGUUCAGUCACUGUAGAACUGGAUGUGUCUGUUCUGUGUGGAGUCUGCAUCUAGCCCAUUCUGGUGGACAUGGG
Molecule: messenger RNA, 2605 nt
Organism: Oncorhynchus mykiss (rainbow trout)
Lineage: Eukaryota; Metazoa; Chordata; Actinopteri; Salmoniformes; Salmonidae
Gene: bcam
Product: basal cell adhesion molecule (Lutheran blood group)
Biological process (GO): cell-cell adhesion
Cellular component (GO): cell-cell junction; plasma membrane
Molecular function (GO): laminin receptor activity
Source: RefSeq, a predicted model, not a curated record